AUGGCCCCAACACCGCAAGCAGUGACGGAUUUUCUUGUAAAUGUCAAUGUUCAACCAAUUAUUGAGGAUGGAUAUGCUGGUAUCGAGCAAGAUGCUGGCAUUUCGAAUUUGGUCCGCGGCGGGUUCCAGCCGCGCCUUCCGACUUCGCUGCCGCCCCCAAGGCAGCAGCAGCAGCCGUCGCCGCUACCACGCCGACAGCCCGUCCCGUUGAUGCCUCCCGCGCAGCUUCAUCCGGGAGCGCCCCAGGUGGUCGCUGCGGCGCCUGCGGUCCCUCUUCAGUCGCCACCGCCUUCGGAGCUGAUGGACGUCGACCCCUCAGCCGGGCCGCCUUCCCAAGCGGUGGCUGUGCAGCCUGUCCUGCAGCCGCUUUCCUUGGGCACCCCCAAGGAGUCUGACACCGCAGCGCCUUGUCCGGCGCCCACUCAGCAGCCGUCGACGCAGCGUCAGCAGACGCUGCCUCUCUUCGUGGGUCCCGACGCCCCGUCGCGUCCAGUACCAGAAGCUGCGCCCGUGGUCACAGGCGUGUCCAAGGGUCAGCCAUUGCGCCAUUCACCAUGUCCUGAACUUGGAGCGCUCAUCAGCGAUCCAGUUGGUACAUACAUGUGA
This is a messenger RNA of Schistocerca americana (American grasshopper), 606 nucleotides long. Its product is annotated as vegetative cell wall protein gp1-like. The record is from RefSeq and is a predicted model, not a curated record. The transcript is spliced from 3 exons. NCBI's taxonomy places the organism in Eukaryota, Metazoa, Arthropoda, Insecta, Orthoptera, Acrididae. Bases 1 to 606 code for a protein of 201 amino acids.